UCAGCACACGCCGCUCAAAACCCUCGUCUCCACCGCGCCGCUUCCGGCGGCGGCCAUGGACACAAUGCUGUCGCCCGUUCCUAUAAAAUCCAAGAUGGCGGCCGGGUUCCGGCGCCUACGCAUCGACCCGGACGAGGCAAACGGACUCUUCCGGCGGGCGACGGCGGCGGCCAUUGCCACCCUAGGGCUGCUUGCGCCAAUAUUCGCGGUGGCGAACCACUUCCUGAACGGGUGCGAAAAUUUCUUCACCCGCUUCUUCUUCCCCACCCCGCCCGUCGACCACGCCAGCCGCCUCCCCGACGCGCUCCUCGGCAACAUCGUCUCCCGCCUCCCCGUCAAGGACGCCGCGCGCACGGCCGCACUCUCCCGCCGCUGGCGCGGGGUCUGGCGUUCCACCCCGCUCGUCCUCACCUCCGCCGACCUCCUCCCCGCCACCUCCGCCGUGUCCAGCGUCCUAGCCGCGCACCCGGGCCCCUUCCGCUGCGUCCACCUCACCAGCGCCCGCAUGCCGGAGUUCCACGGCCUGCUCCAGAUCCUCGCCACCAAGGGCGCCCAGGAGCUCCUGCUCGUCAACGGCCGGUGGCCGCACGUCCUCGUUCUGCCCUCCACCUUCCUACGCAUGGCCACCCUCACCCGGCUCUACCUCGGCCUGUGGAAGUUCCCCGACACGGCCGCCGUCCCGCGCGCCUCCUUUUUCCCCAACCUCCUCGAGCUCGGCCUCUGCAGCGUCGCCAUGGAGAACAGGGAUUUGGACUUCAUCCUCGACAGGAGCCCCGUGCUGGAGACGCUCUGUGUACAAGGGGACAUGUUGCGUCUCCGUCUCUGCCUUGUCAGCCAAAGCCUCCGGUGCGUGCAGAUCAUCGGCUCAUUUGAAGAAAUCUUCGUGGUCUAUGCCCCGCACCUUGAGCGGCUCAUCCAUUCCCAAGGUAACAAAGCUUCAUAUCAAAACAAAAAUGGUACCCCUGAUGUGACCUGCACCAAGGUCAGGAUUGGCCAUUCCCCCAGCUGCACUUGUUGGGAUACUUGGAGUUGGACGCAGGAAAGCACAGCUGGGACAAGGGUGAGCCCGAGAACCAUGGUACCAAGUCUGAGAAUCCUGGCUAUGGAGGUGCGAUUUGAUAUCCGCAAUGAUGCCAAGAUGAUUCCCAGCGUCCUCAGAUGCUUUCCGAAAGUUGAGACACUCCACAUCAAGUCUGGAAAAACGCAUCAAUCCACUGGCAAGCUCAACCUCAAAUUCUGGCACGAGUCUGGUAGUACCAUAGAAUGCAUCCAUUCGUGCAUCAAGCGUCUCGUUUUCCGUGAUUUCCAAGGGGGCAGGAGCGAGCUUGCCUUCCUCAAAUAUUUCUUCGAGAGCGCGUUGGUGCUGCAGGAGGUGGUGAUUCUGUUGGCCGCUGGUUUGGCUUCGAUGGAAGAGGUGCGUUCCAAAGUGGAGAGCCUAGUGCCCAUGAGACGGGCCAGUGGAGCCUUCUCACUGCUGUUCAAUGUCUCUUCUGAUCCCCAAGAAGAUUACAUUCAGAGCUUCAAAAGAGGAUCUGAUUUUUCUCUUCGCAACCCUUUUGCCAACUACUGAAGUCACACCAGGUGCCAAUGUAUUUCAUCAUGCAAACUGGACUGCUCGGAAUUUUAUUUUAAUGUUUUCCCUCGCUCCACAAUGUACAUGCAAGCCACUGUUAUAGAUUUCAUUCAAUGUUCUGUCUCGCUCC
Lolium perenne is the source of this 1703-nucleotide messenger RNA. The record is from RefSeq and is a predicted model, not a curated record. NCBI's taxonomy places the organism in Eukaryota, Viridiplantae, Streptophyta, Magnoliopsida, Poales, Poaceae.